Astrephomene gubernaculifera is the source of this 1919-nucleotide messenger RNA. NCBI's taxonomy places the organism in Eukaryota, Viridiplantae, Chlorophyta, Chlorophyceae, Chlamydomonadales, Astrephomenaceae. The record is from the annotation of a GenBank genome assembly.
CCUCUGGCGAGUGCGACAUGGAGGGCACGAACACAAGGUGGGCCGCUCUGGUCGCUCCGCCUGACCUCCUCCCUGACCCGCGUGCUUCUGGAGGAGCAUCCAAGCAGUCAGCUGCGCCGCUGCGUGCACGAGGUGACCCAUGGGUCGCAGGCGGCGGCGGCGCUGCGGCUGAUGGACCUCCUGCGGCCGCUGCGGCAGGAGCUGGCGAGCUACUUUGGACGUCCGUCGUACGCGCACCUUCGUAUGGCUGGAUAUGUCGUAGGUGACCCAUGGGCCGCCCUGGGCAUGUUGUACGACAUGUUGACUGCCGUACGCCCCAUGGCUGAUGCGGAGGUACGGCACAUGCAGGCGCUGCUGCCGCGGCUUGAGGAGGGGCAGCAGCAGCAGCAGGCGGAGGGUGCCUGCGGGGCGUCGGGUAGGGCUCGAAGCGAAGGAGCCGCAGCCGGUCGAUCAGGAGCAGCAGCGGGAGAGGCUGGAGUGGGGAGAGAAGGAGGAAGGCGGCAGGCGGGAGGCGGCCAGGAGGACUGCGCUUCCCCGCUUCCCGAACCCCCGGAUCCAGAUCCCGGUGGCCUGCUGGGCAGCAUCGACUUCCUCACGAGCCUGCUGCAGCCGCCUCCCCCGACUGCGGAGGAGCUCCGAGACCUGGCGCCGUACUUCAGCCUGCAGGGCAUCCUAGCGGGCCUCAGUCGCCUCACCUCCCACCUGCUGGGAUGCGAGCUGCGGCCCACCGCCCCCACUGCCGCCGAGCUGUGGGCCCCGCCAGGCAGCAUUUUGCGGUUUGAGGUACGGCAAAUGGGAGUACGGCAGAUGGGGGCUGCUGCUGCUGCAGCUGCUGGAGCCCGCUCGGAAGGGGCAGCCGGCGGGCGACAGGAGCAGCAGCAGCAGCCGGGGCAGCAGCAGCUGCUGGGGGUUGUGUACGUGUUCCUGGACGCACAGUGCGAGCGGCCCUUCACGCAGCUGGUCAGGCACGGCUGCUCCGGAGCCGACCCCGCUCCCUGGCUCCCAGAUCCGGCCCCCCAGCAACACUAUCCCGGAGGACCCGUACCUCACGCUGCUGAGGCGCCCCAGCACCCCUGCUGCGACCACAGCAGCCCACCAGCCCUCAUCCCCUCCGCCGCCCGCUGUGUACCACAUGUGGUCCUGCACAUGCCUGCCAGCCAGGUGACCCGUGGGUCAGGCAAGCAGCAGCUGCUACUGCCGGGGGACCCCGGGCGGAUGUUGCGCACGUUGGCGCAUGAGAUGGGGCAUGCGCUGCAUUACGUGUUGUCGUACAGGCCCGGCAGCCUACCCGAAAGUAACGCCUGCUACAGUGCCACCGAUUUCCUCGAGCUGCCCUCACACAUCAUGGAGCGGUGGGUCGCCGACCCAUGGGUCAUCUCCGACAUCUCCUGCCACGUCACCAGCGGUGCGCAGCUGCCCCCCCGCCGCUGCGCCCCCCUGGCUGCCCCCUCCUCCCGCCUGCAACCCACCUGGUUGGCCUUGCAGCAGCACCUGCUAGCAGCUGCUGCGGACCUCCUGAUUAACCUUGGUGGAAGAGGAGGAGGAAGCACAGGAGGUGCAGAGGAGGAAGGGGAAGAAGGGCACGAAGAAGGUGAAGGAGGAGAAACAGCUGUGGACAUGCUACGCCUGAGGCCCGUCCUGACGCCACCACCCAUGCAGCCGCCAUCGCCAGCCGUACGGCCAGGUGACAGCACCAUGCAGGGCGACCCCGUUACUUUACACCCCGGCUGCACCCCCUCGGAGGAGCUGGUGGCCGCGUUGUGGGCGCAUCACUCCUCCCUUCCAGGCGGGGUGUUCCAGGCCUGUAGGACCCUGCAGACGCUGCUACCAGGACUCCUACACACCCCGGCGGCCAUGUACGCCUACCCGUUCGCUCAAAUGGUGGCGGCAGCGGUGUGGGAGAGGUGGUUCAGUUCUCA